UUAGGGCCCCAAUCCUUGGGGCAUGGCGGCAAGAUUGACCUUCAUCGAACCGUGCCAUUUUCGAUGAGAUGGAAAUGGUUUGUGCAGCAACUUUUUGGAGGGCUUCGUCCAAUUCCAGGUGCAAGCGCACUUGUGAAACAAGCUGGACAUGAUACGGCCAGUCUGUGUGGUGCUUCCCGCACAGACUUCCAGUCAUUGCUGGGAGCAUGUCCAGUCUUGGUAUACCGCGGGCUCAUCAAUCCAAAGCUCUGCCAAGAGUCGACGCAGAUUCUCCUUGAAGGACGCUUCGCUGAGUGGAGGCUCGGCCAAGAUCCUGAUGCACCAGCCUCUGACUACACGAAGAUUGGCUACACAAAAACCGAUGUCCUGAUCCAAGAAGGUUUUCGCAUGACUGCGACAAGUGCAGCGCCAGAGAAAUACAUUUCCAGCGCUUUGGAGACGACCAAGCUCCUGCAGAAAGCCCUUGGAGGUGAUUUCUUCCAUGCUUUGGCCAGCAAGUUUGCUCCUUUGGGCAUCAGCCUGCAACUGGAGCAGUGUCCAUUGUCACAGCGGCCCUUUUUGCCGUGCGUGGUGCGGCGAAUGGAACCAGGUGGCCGCCGCAAAGAGGGUAACAUACACAUGGAUACAGUUGUGCCUGGAAGCACCUUGUCUUUGAAUGUGUAUUUGAAUGUUCCGGAGAUGUCUGGCGGAGAGCUAGUCCUUUAUCCCAUUCGCAAGGAUUCUUUGCAGCGAUUCUUGAACUCCCAUUUCUUUGAGACCAUUGAUUUGCAAAACUUCUUUCCAGACAAAGAGUUCUACACGAAGGAGAUGCUGAAAGAAGUCGAACCGAUUGUCUACUCUCCUGCCACGGGAGACGUGGUUUUCAUCGAUCCUGCAUAUCCACAUGCUGUGCGAGACUUUGCAGCUGGGCAUGUGAAUGAGUGUUUGCAGUUCUGAAGGUUGGACUUGUCUCCCAAGAUUGUUUUGUGGCAUGUAGGAGUGAAAGCAAAUCCUUGUGUACGUCGUUUUAUUCUGAGGUUGUGUCAGAGAAGUCUGUGGGUCCUACUUCCCGACUUUCUCUUCAAACGUUCAUGCAGGUUUCAGGCUCACUCGAAGGAAAUGAAGAGCUGCGGCUGGAAUAUGCAGUUUGACUUCUGAGUGAUCCAUGGAAAUGAUGCCAUGCUAGCUGCUAGUUGUUUAGUGAAGUUGUGCCAAGAGCUUCAAGCCCAAAAGUCACGUGACUCACAUCACUUCAUGGUUCCUUUGGUCCAGCAUUUGCUCAGAAGUGGG
Durusdinium trenchii is the source of this 1269-nucleotide messenger RNA. The record is from the annotation of a GenBank genome assembly. Lineage: Eukaryota; Dinophyceae; Suessiales; Symbiodiniaceae.